AUGAAUUUUUCUACAGACGCCCUGCCAGCUCUCAUGUGUACUGCCAGAAGAUGGAUGAUGAUGGCGAGGGGAGAAGAUCAGGGAAAGCUCUUCAGUGGUUACAAGAUUGGUCGCAGUGGAGAUCGCAGGCCGAUCGAACUUAGCGCAAAUGCUGGAGACAUCGUCGAGUACAUUGAUGAUCGUGAGGUAGCUCACUAUCCUUAUCACUUGAUCGCUUCAAUCGACUAUUUGGAGGAAGAGGGUGGUUUGACGAUCACUAUUUACAACCGCAAGCGUGUGUACAUUCUUCCUGACCGCGAAUCGUUCUUCAAAGAUGCAAGCAACAAGGCUAAGCUGUGCGGAAUUACCAUUAACCGCAAGAAGAAGGGAGGCAACUUGGCGAGCGCUCUCAAAGGACGCGAGUUCAAAAACAACGACUAUGUGGUUGCUCGUUUUGAUGUGUACAAAGACACCCCGCGCCACAUGGCUCCUGUGAAGCGUGUCAUGCAGAUCACGGAGAACGCUAUGAUGGAGUUGGACCCCGAGUCGUUUGUCAUCACAUCGCUGAUUCCUCUCUGCGAGAUCACGCAUCUCAUUCGUUGCUUCAACGAGGCGCAGAUGUUUAUGAUCGAGUUUGUGGACCGUCCCACUCGCCGCUACUCCUGCAGCAAUCGCGACGCGUUGCUAGGCGCGCUGUUGGACAUCUGCCGCAUGCAGGGACUGACCGAAGCGAUGUUGCAGGUGGUGGAGACGCAUCCCGGAAUCAAGAUCCGCACGAGCGAGGAAGAGAACGCGAAAAACAUGGAGCUGACGUACGAUUUAGGAGCGGGUGUGAUGGGUAGUUGCUUGCACUCUCUGCAGGAUGCCGCGGGCGUGCCGACUACGGUGGACGGAGAGCCGGUUCCGUUCACGUACGAGAUGUACAAUGCCACGUGCGAGUUCAACUGCAACGUGAAGGGCACGGGCGAGAUCUUCAAGAUCAAGGAGAAGGUGCUUUGCGUGUCGUAUCUGGCGCUGUAUGACCAGAUUCGAGCCUGUCUGCAGGACAAGAAAGUGCCCGAGAAGGUGCCCGCGUCGAUGUUUGAGACGCUGUAUCGUUUGAUUCUCCGCACGGAGCUCCCGUUCUACUUCAUGCAGACGGAGGGAGUGAUGGACAUGAUCACGGCUGCGCUGAAGAGCGGAAAGGAAGGCGUCGUGUUCUGGGCGAUGGAGUGUUUGCGCGUUGUGAUUAACCCCUACUCCGAGCAGCGGAACGAGGAGCUGGAGAUCGCCAACAAGCAGGCCUUGCUGGUUCCCGAGUUCUGCGAUUUGCUCCUGAAGUUGCUGGACGUGUACGCGUACAAACCGACGGGCACCAUCGUGGUGAUGUCCUUGAUGGAGUUCCUGGAGAACAUCCUGUCGAGUUAUUCGGAUACCACGCCCUCGGAAGUGAAGCAGGACUUGCUCAAGCAGCUCUCGGAGCGUCACUCCAUCCUGCUGUCGCUCUUCCACUCCAACUGCUCCGGCGUCACCACCAGCACGGCUCUGAUUAUGAAGACGAUCGUCGAGGAGUCGCAGAGCGAAGUGGCGCAGCUGAUGCAGGAAGCGGCUCUGUCCGAAGGCGUGCUGCUUCAGCACUUCUACAACGCGAUCUACUCCACGUCGGAGGAUCAGCGAUACAUUUCUCGCUACCUCGUGGGAUUAUGGAUGGGCGAGCACCAGGCUUCGCGCGCUUUGCUUGGCCGCAUGGUGCCUAUCGGAAUCCAGCGCUUCCUGAACCAUCCGGCAUUGACCGAUAAGGAGAUCGAGGCUUAUCAGAAGCGAGAGAACGCGCGAAUGGAGGAGAAUAGCGACCUACGUCCUUCGCGCGCGACGAGCCGUCUGCGAUCUCGCAUCCAGGAGUCGAAGCGAAGCGCGUCGGAUCGCGGCAACUUCCCGAAGAUGUUCUUCGAGAUGCUGAACGAUCACUCCACGUACACUGUGAUCUGGAACCACGAAACGCGCAACGAGUUGAAGACCGCGCUGGAGAAGGAGCUGAACAGUCUGAAGCGCGAGCAGGACAAGGUGAAGGAGGGCGAGCCGAAGCCGCUGUGGAACCACGAGGAGUUCUUCAUUGACUAUAAGUCUCUGGAGAACGAGAUCGUGAUCGAUGGCUUCUACAUCAGCCACAUGGUGGAGAACGACGGCAAGCUACGUCUGAAUAUCGACCGUCCGGAAGAGCUGUUCCUAGCCAUCUACACGCGCAUGCUGCGAGAAGAGAACUACGAUAAUAAGGUGCUGUGCAUCAAGGCGAUGACCACACUCUACAAAUUCUACACAACCAAGAUCGGAACCUUCUAUGAAACGCGCCAGCUGCUGGAUAUGAUCGAUACCACUGCGAAUCGUCCCUACCGCGAUCAUCUCAUCAUCCUCUUCCAGGCUCUGAUGAAGUAUCCCGGAAACGUCGAUCUGAUUCUCCGCGAUCUGGACGGCGCUGCGGAUAUCAUCAUGGAUCUGCUCUCGAUGGCGCACACUGCCUCCGCCACCGAGCUCCGCGUCUCUUCCAUUCUGCAGAACUCGAUCAUCCAAUCCGGUCUGCUGCUGACUUCCGGUCCUGCCAAAUCCAAGGGCGGAAAGUCCAAGAAAUCGCCGAAGCCCGAGCCCGAGCCCGAGCCCGAGCCCGAGCCCGAGCCCGAGCCCAAGAAGGAGGAGCCUGCGGUGAUCGUUGUGCCGGAAGAGCCCGCUGUUGUGGAGAGUCCCGACCCUGACUUCGACGACAAUGUUCCUCUGGGCAUUCCUGGAAUGGGCGGCGUUCCUGCCGGCAUGGAGGCGAUCCCCAUGGGCAUGGAGGGCAUUCCGCCCAUGCCGAUCGAUGAGGACGAGCCUGUGGAGCAGUCCGCACAGUUCGCAGAACCUGCACAGCCCGCACAGCCCGCACAGCCCGCACAGCCUGCCCAACCCGCAGAACCCGCGCAGGAGGAGAAGGAGGAAGGCAUUGCGAUGUGGUGGUAUAUCACGGGACACGAGAAGCUGGAGAAGGGUCCGGUGACCGUUUCGCGUCUUCACCUGCUGCUGGAGCGCAAUUUGAUCACUCCGGACACGGAGGUGCGCAGCGAGCAAGGCGGCUACGCGCCCAUCAAGUCGAUCCGCCAGCUGCGCUGGCAGUUGCUGAUGGAAGGAAACUCCUACCUGGAGCCGGUGGCCUGCGCUCUGACGGUGUUGGAUAUCAUCAGCUCGAUCCUCAACCGCCACUCUUCGUAUGCCGCAGAGGGCAUUCUGAAGACGCCCAUUCCUCGCGCGAAGCGCGUGUUCGGCCAGCGGAAGUACCUGGCGUACAUCGCGCAGCUGAUGCUGGUGAACAAUCCGACGCUGGUGGAGAACGCGGCCGAUAUGAUCCGCAUCAUCACGGAGAACAACGAGGACGCGAUGUCCAAGCUGUAUCUCACGGGCGUGUUCUUCUUCGCCAUGGCGUACAGCGGCAGCAACUUCCUGAAGAUCAGCUCGAUGCUGUACUCGACCCACUUGCUGCAGCACUUCAACACGUCCUCCGAGACGCUGACCGCCGAGCUGCCCAUCAGCAAGCGCUCGAUUCUGGGCACCAUCCUCCCCGAGUCGAUGAUCUGCCUGCUGGACAACUACGGUCCCGAGGAGUUCACGAAGAAGCUGCUCGGAAACUUCGAUACGCCCGAGGUCAUCUGGAAGUACGAGAUGCGCAAGCACAUGGUGGAAGAGGUGCUCAAGCACAUCGGCGAUUUCGGCAAGAAGCUGCGCGAGAACCCGAUGAUGCUGUUCGAUUACGGACCGAUUCCUCUGGUGAAGUACCCCGAACUGGAGGAGGAGAUGUGGUGCCACAACUACUACAUCGCCGCGCUGUGCGACGAGAAGCGCUUCAACAACUGGCCGAUCAAGAAGCCUGUGGAGCUGCUGCGCGCCGUUCUGGAUCGCUGGCGAAUCGAGAACACGAAGCAGGCCCCUGGCGUGAGCGAAGAGGAGGCCUAUGCGAUCCUGGGAUUCGGCCCCGAUGUGGAGCGACCCGACGAGAACACGCUGAAGAAGGAGUACCGCAAGUUGGCUCGCAAGUACCACCCCGAUAAGAACCCGGAGGGUCGCGAGACCUUCGAGAAGAUCCAGAAGGCCUUCGAGCUGCUGUCGAACACGCGCACGCGCACGGGCGGCCCGGAUCCCGUGAACAUCAUGCUGAUUCUGAAGGCGCAGCGCAUCAUCUACAAGCGGUUCCCGGAGAAGCUUGCGGAGUACAAGUACGCUGGGUACGAGUUCCUCCUGCCGAUUCUGACGCUGGAGGAGGACGAGAUGCUGACCGUGGAGCGCUGCCCGCAGCUGGAAGUGGCCUCGGAGCUGCUCUACCACACCUGCGCCUGCACGCCCUACAACUGCAAGGAGUUCAUUCUGCAGAAGGGCAUCGAGAUCGUGGCGGCGCUCAUCAAUCGCUGCCUGAUCGUGCCCGACACGAACAGCGACGACCCGCGCAUUCCCGUGGGCGAGAACCUGAUGCACGUGAUCAGCUACGCGGCGGGUCUGGAAGAAGGCCGCGCCAUCAUGGAGCAGAUCAGCUACCUGCCGACCGAUAUCGCGCGCUACCCGCUGAUGGUCCAGUCGUCGCACUUGGUGCAGUACGGACUGGAGGCGAUCGCGAACGCGUCGCUGAGCGCAGUGCUGCAGGAUAUGAUGCUGAAGAGCACUUCCUGCGUGCUGUGGUCCACGCUGCCGCUGCUGUUCCGCUUCGACCCCUCGCUGGAGGAGAACACGACCGUGGAGAUGGACGAGACCGCGCACAGCCAGCAGGCCGCCAACAACAACUGCAAGCGCGCCGCCUUGGCGCUGAGCCGUCUGGGCGGAUACUCGAAGGCGGAGCCCAAGGCGCCGCGGAACAAGGAGAUCCGCCGCCUGCUCAGCAUCCUGCUGACGCCGCCGGUCGCCGCCAAGCUGUCCGAUAGCGACGAUUUCCUGGACAUGCUGACGAUCCUGAACACGCACAAGGAGGUCCCGCGUCUGAUCUGGACGAGCGAGAUGCGCGACCAGCUGCUGGAGUUCGUGCGAGCGCGCAUCCACGACCAGAGCGAGACGGGCAACCCGAACUUGGAGCUGGUGAACGACUUCGUGUUCGAGGCGAUCAAGGACGAGCUGAUCGUGGGCGACGUCUAUGUGCGCGUGUACAACCAGCAGAACCCCAAGAACUUCGAGCGAGCGGACGAGUUCUGCGCCGAUCUGCUGGAGUACCUGCACGAGCAGCGCUCGGGCGAGCCCGACGAGCUGGGCCACUACAACGGCAAGUACGAGCCGAAGUGCAAGAAGAGCUUCAUGCAGAUGAUUCUGAAGGCGCUGAGCCUGGUGCUGACCAACACCAAGGACCUCGCGCUGACGAUCACCAACCCCACCGCGAUCGACGACCUCUUCAGCUUCCUGCAGCCGGACGAGGACAACGACUACGAGGAGACGGACCGUCUCCGCGACACGGCCAUCGACGUGCUCAAGAUCCUCACGCCGCUGGCUCCGUGCGCCAAGACGAUCAUUCGCGAGGAGGAAAUCCCCUGGAUCCUCAAGAUGCUCUACGCCGACUGCUUCCCGUGCCGCCUCCCCACGCUGGAUCUGCUCUGCCGCCUAACCGAGACGUCGGAGGCCGUCGCGGAGCUGCGUCGUCUGAACGUGGUGCUGGUGGGCGUGUACUGCUUGUGCCGCGAAGAGGACCAGGUGGGCUCGCAGUACCGCACGAUGGCCGCUCGGCUGCUGAACCGGAUGUGCAACGACGAGAAGGAAGGCCCCAAGGUGAUGCUGGAGCUGCGUCGCUUCAUGCCCUCCGUGCUGGUGAACAAGAUCAAGGACCAGGCGGAGAUCGUGUGCUCGCAGUUCGACAGCGAGCACGAGACGCCCGAGAUCAUCUGGACGGGCCACAUGCGCGGCCAGCUGCGCAGCACGGUGGAGGAUCUGGCGCACGAGUGGAACCAGCGGCUCUGGAACGACGAGGACUUCGAGCUGCCGCGCGGAUUCCACAUGGAGUACCCCGAGCUGGCGCAGGAGCUGUACGUGGGCGGCAUCUACAUCCGCCUGUACCUGAAGGACCCGAAGUUCCCGCUGCGCAACCCGAAGGACUCGCUGGAGGGAUGCCUGAAGAUGUUCUUCGUGGAGGCGAAGUACGAGCAGGACCGCCUGUCGGGCAAGGAGGUGAAGCGGAACGACGACGAGGACAAGUACGUGGACGCCACGCAGCCGGACAAUCUGAAGGAGAACGUGCUGUCGACGAUCACGUCGGGCAUCGCGUGCUUGCUGAAGUCCACGCCGACGCUGUCGGAGCACGUCGCGAUGCUGGACUACCCGAAGAAGCUGGUGGCGACGCUGAAGGUGGCGGUGAAGCUGGCGCCGCAGAGCGAUUUGACGAUGAGUGUGAUUCGAAUCAUGCACGAUGUAGGUGUGGGAGAGAGGGGUGAGCGAGUAGAUCGGCCACGACAAGACCUGCGCGAAGAAGAUGUGCUCGAAGGAUACCUUCCGCGCGUUCCGCGCGCUGCUUGAGGAGCCCGGACAGAACGCGGACUACGUGAUGGAGACGUUCCGAAUCAUGUGGAAGGCGGACAAGAAGGGAUUCUCGCAGAUGGGAGUGGAUCAGAAGCUGAUCAAGUUCUUCUUCAAGCUGCUGGAGCAUCCGAUGAAGGAUGUGAACGACGUGAAUCUGACGAAGGUGAACAUCAUCCAGAUUCUGAAGAUCAUGGAGAAGACCAACGAGGAUGCGGAGGCGCAGCUGGCGGAGAUCGAGGAAUGGGAGAGAUACAAGCAUCAGAAGCACGAUCUCUUCGUGAGCCGCAACGAGACCGCGGAUCACUUCAUCGAGCAGAGCAACAAGAUUCUUGCUUUGGAGAAUUAAAUGAAAGAAAAGAAAGUAAUCGUGAAUUUGCGUUG
Messenger RNA from Blastocystis hominis, 6846 nucleotides. RefSeq lists its product as hypothetical. NCBI's taxonomy places the organism in Eukaryota, Bigyra, Opalinata, Blastocystidae. The transcript is spliced from 3 exons. Gene Ontology annotation, biological process: regulation of early endosome to late endosome transport; receptor-mediated endocytosis; endosome organization. The coding region runs from base 1 to 6462 and encodes 2153 amino acids. Gene Ontology annotation, cellular component: endosome membrane. The record is from RefSeq and is a predicted model, not a curated record.